AUGUGGCGCCUGACUGGAGGAUAUAAUGUCCGUCUUGAAUCCUCCUGUCUUUACAGAGCUAUUGGUGCUACUUUGGGAUCAUGGUCUGAAAAUGGCUUAAUUUAUCAAUGCAAAAACAUUUUUUCCUGUUUUUUCAUUGUUGAACUCUUGAUCUUAUGCUUGUUACAGCGCUCGCAUGUUCUGAAAUCCGGCGAGUGGGACGAUGAUGAUCUACCGUUUAAGACAUACUUUGAAAAUGCUGGAAAAGAGAAGGCUGGCAAAAUGAUGAACCCCAACGACCCUAAGGAGAAUCCAGAGGCGUUCAUGUGCAUAAGGGGAGUCCAGGAAGGUAACAAUGAUUGCCAGCACGAUCACGUUCCGUUCACUUCCGGUUCGAGUAAGUCCGAAUCGGCAUACAAACACCGUCCGAGUAGUUCUAGCAGGAAUGGUUCUAUCGACCAUCAAAUGAGUGCAAGAAGGCAAAGGAACACAAGACCAGGAUCCGGCAGUGAAAUCAGCACCGGAUCAGAUCGUACGGUUAAGCAUUUGAAUCAUCAUCGACGUACGAGCUCGUGUCCAAAGAACGGUCGUUGCGGCGGAGGUAGCUUCUCUGGAUCUAUCUCAGGACAAUCACAGUUAGAUGGGAACUAUGAAUACAAACAUCAUAGAACAACAUCGGUACCGAAAUUCGGGGAAUGGGACGAAACAGAUCCCACAUCGGGUGAAGGGUUUACAGUGAUAUUUAACAAAGUGAAAGAGGAGAAGCAUGCACCCCCAGCUUCCAAUUUUGCGACCGUGGCUCCUGAAGUAAAAACCAUGAAUUACUCCGAUGGUCAUCGCAGUAAAUGUCCAACUCCUCCAUGCGGAUCAAAGCCUAAGAGAUGUUGCUGUUUAUUUUGA
Hibiscus syriacus is the source of this 879-nucleotide messenger RNA. Its product is annotated as RPM1-interacting protein 4-like. The transcript has 4 exons. The record is from RefSeq and is a predicted model, not a curated record. Lineage: Eukaryota; Viridiplantae; Streptophyta; Magnoliopsida; Malvales; Malvaceae. The coding region runs from base 1 to 879 and encodes 292 amino acids.